This is a messenger RNA of Lactuca saligna, 2114 nucleotides long. Lineage: Eukaryota; Viridiplantae; Streptophyta; Magnoliopsida; Asterales; Asteraceae. The record is from the annotation of a GenBank genome assembly.
UUCUAAUAUUCAACCAUCCACCCACAAAACAAAUCCAAAUAAAAAGGAGAGGUAAAAGAAAUCUCAAGGUCAAAUUCAGUUCAAUUGGGGAAGAAAAAUAAACCCUUCUUGCUAACAAUUUCUAGAGUUUUUCUCCUUUCUUUAAAAACCUCAUCAGCCCAUCAUCUCCAAGAUCUCAAAUUUACAAAGAUUUUCUGCCAAAAAACGCCAAAAACCCUGCCUUCUUCAUCUGAUCCAUGAACAUACUCUGUCAAAAAAUCAAAAUCUUAUGGGUUUUACAGCUAAGGAUGUUCUUGAAAAGGGACAAAUAAAUAAGAGGUAUAGGGUAUGUACUUGAAGAACACAUCUCCAUAUUCUCUGAACUCCAUUAAAGACAGUUGUUUUCUUGUCCUUUGAGUCACACUAGAUUCGUUUUUAGGCAAUUUUAGCCCAUACCCAUUUUGCCCCCUUUUGCAUUUCUUGACAUUAAUGGUGUCUAGUCCUUUUAUCUCUUGUGGGUCUUUUAUAAAUUCAAGAAUCUUGGUCGUUGGGUUAGAACAUAAGCAGAAACUGGAGCUGAGAUUGACUUUACGUUUGAGUCUUGAUCAUAAUUCGACAAACAUAUUGUUUGCUGGUUGUUUUGGAUGAUAGAAAUUUCGAUCAUGUAUUUGGAUUAAUCUGAUUGGUGAAAACAUAUAAGUAAUAUUUAUGCUAAAGUUUCAUGUGGGGUAAUAGUUAUAGCUAUUUAGAUAUGAUGAAACCUUUUUGGAGACCAUGUGUUGGGGGUGCACAAAGUGGAAGAACAGAUGGGUUGUUGUGGUAUAAAGAUUUGGGGUCUCAUGUUAAUGGAGAGUUUUCAAUGGCUGUGGUUCAAGCUAACAGUUUGAUGGAGGAUCAAAGCCAGAUCGAAUCAGGACCGUUGGAUUCAAUGAAUUUAGGGCUUUACGGGACGUUUAUUGGGGUCUAUGAUGGACAUGGUGGGCCAGAAGCAUCACGGUUUGUCAACGAAAAUAUGUUCUCCAAUCUCAAGAGGUUUGUAUCCGAAGAUGAAGAAAUGUCGGAGGAUGCAAUUAGAAAGGCAUUCUUGUCAACCGAGCACCAAUUUAUAUCUCUUGUUAGAGAUCAAUGGCGCACGUGCCCACAAUUUGCGUGUGUGGGCACGUGUUGUUUGGUUGGAGUUAUUGUUGAUGGGGUCAUUUACACUGCGAAUGCGGGGGAUUCGCGUGUGGUUUUGGGGAGAGUAGAUAAGGAUAGUGGUGGUGUCUCGGCUAUUCAGUUAUCUCAAGAACAUAAUGUCAACCAUGAGUGUGUAAGAGAUGAGCUUCGUUCUUUACACCCCGAUGAUCCAAAGAUUGUGGUUAUGAAACAUAACGUUUGGCGUGUUAAAGGACUUAUACAGGUGUCGAGAUCAAUAGGCGAUGCGUAUCUGAAGAAUCCGGAGUUCAAUCGAGCACCACUUUUGCCAAAGUUUAGGAUUCCACAAUCGUUUUCAAAGCAAAUUCUUAGUCCUGAGCCAACAAUCUCCAUACAAAAAGUUGAUCCAAAUGACGAAUUUCUCAUAUUCGCAUCCGAUGGCCUAUGGGAGCAGCUCAGCAAUGAAGAAGCCGUCGAUAUUGUCCACACUUACCCACGUAACGGGAUCGCAAGGAGGUUAGUGAAGGCAGCGCUUCAGGCAGCAGCGAAGAAAAGAGAAGUGAGAUACUUGGACCUGAAGAAGAUCGAAAGAGGGGUGAGGAGACAUUUUCACGAUGAUAUUACAGUUGUGGUCGUUUUUCUCGAUUCCGCGAACCCUAAUUCGAGUGUCUCGAUGAAAGGGGGCGUAGGAUUACCGACGACUAAAAAAUUCUGAGGUAGACAUGGAAUGUUGGGCUUGGACCUGACCCGGCCCAAAGGUGAUUGUUACAUGAGAAUUGAGCUUAUUUGAUUUCAAUUCCAUUUCUAAACAACUUUAUAGGAAGUCUUGGUAUGCAUUUGAGUUCGACCUAUUUAUGUAAUAAUAUAUUAAUUUGAUAUGUUCUAUUGUCACAUUUCAAAUACAUAAAAGGAAAGGUUUAGUUGUAAAGAAAAUGGAGCAAAUGUCUUUGUACUCUCAAUCUACUAAUGUGUUAAUAAUAAGAAAUGGAUAUUUGGUUCAA